GGAGAAUAGUGUUAGUACCAUCAACCAGAUCCAGAAUACUCUGAAUACACUCUCCACACAAAUCACAGCUCUCUCCAGUAGGGUAGAUGAUGUAGAAAAUAGGCCCAUGCCAACGAGUCCAACGAGCCAACCUAAUAAUAAUAACAAUAACAACUAUAUAGUUCGGAGGCUGAGAGCAAGGGUAGCAAACUUAGAGCGACAGAUGAGACGACUCAAUAGGUUACUGACCAGGAAUGAGUGCGCAUCGAACCCCUGUCAAAAUGGCGGCACCUGUGUUGACCUGUACAACGGCUAUACCUGUAGAUGUCCAUCUGCUUGGCAGGGCACGCGGUGUAAUGAGGAUGUCAAUGAGUGUGCCACACUGGCUGGAACUGACAUGGGAUGCCAGAAUGGGGCCACUUGUACUAAUACCAUUGGAAGCUUUAGGUGCACCUGUACUGCUAACUACCGUGGAAUUCGUUGUACAGAGACCCAUCAAGACUGCACAGGAGCCUCUGCCCAGGAACUCUGUGGACACGGAACCUGUGUCAAUGUACCAAGGACAAAUCCUAACUUGCCUAAGUAUGACUGUAUUUGUGAAGAUGGCUGGACCAAGGACAGUGGAAGUAAUCCUGCCUGUGUGGCUGACAUUAACGAAUGUGACAGUAACAAUCCGCCAUGUUCUAGUGAUCCUCCUGUUCAGUGUAUCAACUUACCCGGUACUUUUCACUGUGGGAACUGCCCAGUAGGUUAUACAGGGAACGGUUUCACUUGCAGUGAUGUCAACGAGUGUCUAAUUAACAACGGAGGCUGCUCCCAGACACCCCUGGUCCAGUGUAUUAACACCAGGGGCAGUAGUGUAUGUGGACAGUGCCCAGCAGGUUACCAAGGCAAUGGUCAGGUGUGUCUGCCAGUGUCUGGAGGAGUGUGCAGUUCCAAUAAUGGCGGCUGUCAUCCUGUGGCCAGCUGUGUGGAGAAUGCAGCUGUUGUUGAGGGAAGAACAUGUCACUGUCCUCCUGGUUACCAAGGCAGCGGCAUAGGGCCAAGUGGCUGUGUUGCCAUAGGAACUGUUGCCCCUGGCAAUCCUUGCUUCAACAACCCAUGUGGCAGCAAUGGACAGUGUCAGGUCAAUGGCAACACAUACCAGUGUAUAUGUAACCCAGGCUGGUCAGGUUCUAACUGUCAGGUCAAUAUCAACGAGUGUGCCAGCAGCCCCUGUCAAAAUGGCGGCACUUGCGUGGACGGUGUGAACAGGUUUCAGUGUCAGUGUCCAAGUACACACACUGGUACCACUUGUCAGACACCUGUUGGCUGUGGAGUAGCUCUCACUGGGGAGACAGGUUCUCUCUCCUUCCCAGUACCCAAUGGUCAGGAAUAUCCUCAUGGGGUCAGCUGUGCCUGGACCAUCACCACUACUGUGAACAAGGUGAUAAAUGUCCAGUUUACACGGUUUGAUAUAGAAUACCAUCAGAACUGCGAUUACGAUUUCCUUCAAAUCCACGAUGGUCUGACGGCUUCAGCAUACCAGAUUGGGAAAUUCUGCGGCAACAGGGCUCCACUGAAUGGUACAUUUAACAGCACUCAUCACCAGCUUUACUUCUGGUUCAGAUCUGAUGGGUCAGUAGCUGGACAUGGCUUUGCAUUGCAGUGGACCACAAUGGACCCAUACUGCGGUGGUGUAAUUAGUAACAGAACACACGGGUCAAUACAAAGUCCUGGUUACCCUGGCAACUACCCUCACAACCGUGACUGUGUAUGGACCAUCGCCGUGGCAACCACCAAGAAAAUUUUGUUCACAUUUGGGACUCUGGCCUUGGAGCACCAUGACAACUGUUCAUAUGAUUUCUUGGAGCCCAAGUAUGACUGUAUUUGUGAAGAUGGCUGGACCAAGGACAGUGGAAGUAAUCCUGCAUGUGUGGCAGACAUUAACGAAUGUGACAGUAACAAUCCACCAUGUUCAAGUGAUCCGCCUGUUCAGUGUAUCAACUUACCUGGUACAUUCCACUGUGGAAACUGCCCAGUAGGUUACACAGGAAAUGGCUUCACAUGUAGUGAUGUCAACGAGUGUCUAAUUAACAAUGGAGGCUGCUCCCAGACCCCCCUGGUACAGUGUAUUAACACCAGGGGCAGCAGUGUAUGUGGACAGUGCCCAGCAGGUUACCAAGGCAAUGGUCAGGUGUGUCUGCCAGUGUCUGGAGGUGUAUGCAGUUCCAACAAUGGAGGAUGUCAUCCUGUGGCCAGCUGUGUGGAGAAUGCAGCUGUUGUUGAGGGAAGAACAUGUCACUGUCCCCCUGGUUACCAAGGCAGCGGCAUAGGGCCAAGUGGCUGUGUUGCCAUAGGAACUGUUGCCCCUGGCAAUCCUUGCUUCAACAACCCAUGUGGCAGCAAUGGACAGUGUCAGGUCAAUGGCAACACAUACCAGUGUAUAUGUAACCCAGGCUGGACAGGUUCUAACUGUCAGGUCAAUAUCAACGAGUGCGCUAGCAGUCCCUGUCAAAAUGGCGGUACUUGUGUGGACGGUGUGAACAGGUUUCAGUGUCAGUGUCCAAGUACACACACUGGUACCACUUGUCAGACACCCGUGGGCUGUGGAGUAGCUCUCACUGGAGAGACAGGUUCUCUCUCCUUCCCAGUACCAAAUGGUCAGGAAUAUCCUCACGGGGUCAGUUGUGCCUGGACCAUCACCACCACUGUGAACAAGGUGAUAAACGUCCAGUUCACUCGGUUUGAUAUAGAAUACCAUCAGAACUGCGAUUACGACUUCCUUCAAAUCCACGAUGGUCUGACGGCUUCAGCGUACCAGAUUGGGAAAUUCUGCGGCAACAGGGCACCACUGAAUGGUACAUUUAACAGCACUCAUCACCAGCUUUACUUCUGGUUCAGAUCUGAUGGGUCAGUAGCUGGACAUGGCUUUGCAUUGCAGUGGACCACAAUGGACCCAUACUGCGGUGGUGUAAUAAGUAACAGAACACACGGGUCAAUACAAAGUCCUGGUUACCCUGGCAACUACCCUCACAACCGUGACUGUGUAUGGACCAUCGCUGUGGCAACCACCAAGAAAAUUUUGUUCACAUUUGGGACUCUGGCUUUGGAGCACCAUGACAACUGCUCAUAUGAUUUCUUGGAGCUACGAGACGGACUGUUAGAGACAGAUCCCCUGUUGGGAAGGUACUGUAGCACCUCUGAACCCGCCCCUAUCAGGACGACAGGCCCCGUGGCCCAGGUCAGGUUUCACUCUGACGAGAGCCUCAGUGACAGGGGCUUCCACAUCACCUACUCUGAAGUGGACGGUCCAGUCACCUGUGGUGGAGACUACACCUCCGGCAAUGGCGUCAUCAUCUCUCCCAACUACCCCAACCCUUACAACCACAAUGACCAGUGUAUAUGGACGGUCACUGUGCCGGUCACGGAGGUCAUCACACUGACCUUUACCAACAUGGACCUGGAGGCCCACUCCAACUGUCAGUUUGACUAUGUGGAGGUGAGGGACGGAGGCAAUGAGUACGCAGAUCUUGUAGGGCGUUACUGUGGCACACAGCUCCCAGCCACGUUUGUUUCCAGUAUCAACAGACUCUGGGUGAAGUUCAAGUCUGACGUGUCCAACAGAGGGUCAGGGUUCAGAGCCACCUGGAAUGUGGCAUGUGGCGGCAGGUUCACCACCCCCACAGGCAGCCUCCAUUCCCCGUACUUCCCUGGUAACUAUCCCAAUGAGAAGGAGUGUAUCUACAUCAUAGCACAGCCCAGAGGGACCAGAAUUACUCUCACAUUCCAGAACUUUGAUAUUGAGGCAGGGAACAAUGAUAACUGUAAUUAUGAUUACUUGGAGGUACGAGAUGGUAGUGGCCCAGAAGCCAACCUUAUUGGACGCUACUGUGGCAAUGCUGUGCCAGCACCAGUGACAUCUAGUGCCAAUAAUAUGUGGUUAAAAUUCAAGUCCGAUGGCUCUGUACAAAACCAUGGCUUCCUGGCCACAUAUGAAACCACUGACACAGGGACAGAUUGUGGUGGUAGCCUAACUGGUCAGGCUGGGUCAUUCCACAGCCCUGGUCACCCCAAUGUCUACCCCCAUGGGGUCAACUGCACCUGGACAAUCACUGUGGACCCUGGAUAUAUUGUCCGGCUGACCUUCCUGACUUUUAGCAUGGAGGCUGAUGCUAACUGCCGCUAUGACUAUGUUGAACUUUUUGACAGUGGAAAUGAGACCUCCCCCAUUGGAAAUUCAUUAGGAAGGUACUGUGGCUCCACCAUGCCUCCCGCCAGGCAGUCCAGAGAGAACAGCCUCACCGUUGUCUUGGUAACAGACUCUAGUGUGUCACACGAAGGGUUCGCUGCCAGUUAUGUGGCACUCAAUGGCAGUGUGUCAUGUCACUAUGAGUUAACAGACCUGGUAGGUGUAAUCACUAGUCCAGGGUGGCCAGGUGGUUACCCCCAUCAGAAGACUUGUGAAUGGACCAUCAGUGUACCUCAGGACCACCAGAUACAGCUGAAUAUUACUGACUUCCAGCUGGAGCAACAUGCCAACUGUGACUAUGACUACCUAGAGAUCAGAAAUGGUGGCUACGUGACAUCGCCUCUCAUCGGCACAUACUGUGGUACCACCAUAGAUAACCCUAUCCGUUCCCAUAGCAACAGAAUGUACCUCAAGUUCAAAUCCGACGUCUCUCAGACUGCUCCAGGGUUCAGGAUUUUCUAUGAUGGUUCGAGUACAGGCUGUGGUGGUAUACUAACGACACCUAGUGGCAGCCUAACGUCUCCCAACUACCCCGCGGCCUACGGACACAAUGCUGAGUGUUACUGGAUCAUACAGGUGGCAGAGGGCAGCACCAUACAGCUCAUGUUCCUGGACUUUGAUAUUGAGGCUCACACCAGCUGUGCAUAUGACUAUGUGGAGAUCAGAGAGUCAGAUGCCAAUGGCGCCAGACUUGCCAGGUACUGUGGCGGGCAGACUCCGCAGGGGGUCAGUUCUAGGACCAAUCAGAUGUGGAUUAAGAUGAGGACAGACUACUCCAACAGUGGCAGAGGUUUCUUAGCUGGCUACAAUGCCUUAUGUAACACAAGACUCACAGCCAGGCGGGGUGCUAUAGAAAGUCCAAACUUCCCCCAGCCGUACCCCCAUGCUAGGGAGUGUACCUGGGUGAUAGAGGCUACCCUGGGGAAUACUGUGAAUAUCUCCUUCUCUCACCUGGAUAUAGAGGCACAUGGCACCUGUAACUAUGAUUAUGUGGAGAUCAGAGAUGGUCAAGACGAGAAUGCAAACUCCCUGGGUAAAUUCUGCGGCCAGAAUGUGCUGCCCCCUGCCAUGGCGUCCAGUGGACAGUACUUGUGGGUCAAGUUUAAGUCUGACGCCAGUGUGGCCAGCAAUGGAUUCAGACUGGAGUGGGUGAUGAAUGGCUGUGGAGAUGACCUAAGUGGUGACACAGGUAGUUUCAGCAGUCCUGGCUAUCCCAACCCCUACCCCCACCGCCAGGUCUGUAUAUGGACCAUCACUGUGCCAACAGGAAAGUCUGUGGAGCUGACCAUCAGUGACUUUGACCUGGAGUCUCAUUCCAGCUGUAAUUAUGAUGUACUGGAGGUAUUUGGAGGUGUAGAUGACACAGCACCUAGACUGACCCAGCUGUGCCACACCCAGACUGACCCCCAGGUGGUGCAGAGUACAGGCAACAAGAUGUUCAUCAGGUUUAAGAGUGACGUCUCCGUGAACGGACGUGGAUUUACUGCCACGUACCAGUCUAAAGAUGGAGGAUGUGGAGGUAACUACACCACCCCGACAGCCACCAUCAUGUCAACUAACUACCCCAACAACUACCCCAGUACCACAGACUGUCUCUACAAGAUCACUGUCCAACCCAACAGAGUGGUGCAGCUGACCUUUGAAGAUUUUGAUGUGGAGACACACUCCAACUGCUCCUAUGACUUUGUAGCACUCUAUGAUGGCCCAGAUGUGAACUCCCCGCAAAUCAUGAUCCACUGUGGCAAUGCCCUGCCUAGCCCUGUCACCUACAGGAGCUCCAGUAACCAGAUGACCGUCAGGAUGAAGUCCGACGGCUCCAUCACAGCCAAGGGGUUCAAGGCCACCUAUGUGACAGGCUGUGGUGGAAUGUUGAGUGCAGAGACGAACGGCGCCAUAACUUCCCCCAACUACCCGAAUGCCUACGACCACAACAGUAACUGUUCCUGGAUUAUAACCACAGAUCAACCAACGGCCAGGGUGACCCUGAUCUUCACUCACAUGGACCUAGAGGACUACGCUAACUGCAGUGCUGACUACGUCAUGGUUGCCGAUGGCAACAACGCUAAUGCUCCAGUCCUUGGAACGUAUUGCGGCACACGCAUUCCACCUGCCAUUACGUCAUUCAGUGGUGCCCUCUAUGUGCAGUUUGUCAGUGACCAAUCAGUUGGUCAAUCUGGGUUCAGGGCAAUAUACAGCAAAUCGUCCUCCUUCUGUGGUGGAGAUCUGACAUCCCAGCAAGGAGCAUUCAACAGUCCUGGUUACCCAGAUAAUUACCCCAGGGAGACUGAGUGUAUCUGGACCAUCACUGCCUCCCCUGGGAACAGAAUACAACUGGCUUUCAGCAUGUUUAACCUUGAGAACCAUUACCUGUGUAAUUAUGACUAUGUGGAGAUCCGUGAUGGAGGCGUCAGCGGUGAUCUGGUUGGGCGUUACUGUGGCACCAAUACACCGUCUAACCUGACGGCCAGUAACAGCCUCUGGAUCAAGUUCCGCUCCAAUCAGGCCAACAAUGGUCAGGGCUUCAUGGCUGAAUACACCACAGUAUAUGGAGGCCAGAUCUCAGGUACUUCGGGUCAGGUGGCGUCCCCUAUGUACCCCAGCCCGUACCCACACAAUACAGAGGCGGCCUGGGUGAUUACUGUCCCCUUGGGUCAAGUGGUCAGGGUGGCAUUUGAUGUCCUGGACCUGGAGACCAGCGGAACCUGCUACUUUGAUUAUGUUCAAUUUCGGGACGGAGGAGCUGCAGAUGCACCACAAAUUGGCAAAUACUGUGGCACCACGGCACCAUCACCGUUUACGUCGACAGGGAACCAGCUGUAUGUGGCGUUCAAGUCUGACGCCAGCAGCACUGGACAGGGGUUCCUGUUUAACUGGCAGGCAGUGUCUACUGUGAUCACCACCCCAUCACCAACACAAGCCACAACACCAGUGCCUGGUUGUGGAGGUGAACUGAGUGCCAGUGAAGUGGCCAACACUGUGGUCUCUCCAGGAUAUCCCAGUGGUUAUGUUAAUAGAUUAAACUGUGUCUGGACCAUACGCUCCACCCCAGGAUAUAAGAUAUGGUUUAACAUCACCUUUAUUAACCUGGAGGCACACUCUGCCUGCAACUAUGACAAACUGGUGCUCUAUGACAAUGAUGCUGCAUUUGGUCGAGUCCUUGGCACAUUCUGCGGCCGCCAACCAAAUACUGAACCUGUCAUAGCUACCUCCAAUGUCAUGACUGCCAAGUUUACAACUGAUUCCUCUGUUACCAGGAUUGGCUUUGCCGCCAGUUAUAAGACAACAUGUGGUGGUGUACUUGAUGGACCCACAGGGGUCAUCCAAAGUCCAUCCUACCCUAACAACUACCCCAAUAACGCCAACUGUACCUGGGUGAUCAGAGUGACCAAUGGAAGGACCAUUAGUGUGGAGUUUGACACCUUUAAUAUCCAGUCUACGUCCUCCUGCA
Molecule: messenger RNA, 7658 nt
Organism: Lingula anatina
Lineage: Eukaryota; Metazoa; Brachiopoda; Lingulata; Lingulida; Lingulidae
Product: cubilin
Molecular function (GO): calcium ion binding
Source: RefSeq, a predicted model, not a curated record